Molecule: messenger RNA, 7995 nt
Organism: Cladocopium goreaui
Lineage: Eukaryota; Dinophyceae; Suessiales; Symbiodiniaceae
Source: the annotation of a GenBank genome assembly
AUGGUGCUUGGAAAAUCUCCUGAGGCCUCUCUUCGAACACAACAUGGGCAGUGGCUGAAGACGAAGGCAUGGCUGACUUCUCCGAUUGGGAAGCCUGGGGACACUCGGCUUUCCAAUGACCCAAGGCGCCGCAACGUCGGCAAUGGCUCUUUGAAAUACGCUGUAACAGCGCUUCCCGCCAACGUGACCAUCGAGAAAGUUCAGAAGGGACUCAAAGACUACCUCGAGACCAAGAGGUUGUAUUUUCCGCGGUUCUUCUUCUUGAACGAUGCCGACCUGCUGUCCAUUUUGGCAGAGACCAAGGAUCCAACUCUGGUGCAACCUCACUUGAACAAAGCCUUCGAAGGCAUUGCAAAGGUUCGCUUUGAUUCCAAGAAUGAAGUCAUUGAAGCAAUGACCAGUGGAGAGGGUGAAACCGUGGACUUCACCAACAAAGUGGAUGUCAUGAAGCCGGGCAACGUUGGUGCUGUGGAGUGUUGGCUCGUUGAAGUGGAGGAGUCGAUGAUGGACAUCCUGCGAGAGGUCACGGACAAGUCCAACAAAGCGUAUCCCAGUGCCGACCGCGUCAAGUGGUGCUGUGAAUGGCCUGGACAGGUGGUGUUGGCUACAGACAUGAUCUUCUGGACACAGGAGGUCACAUCGGCUCUGAAGUCUGGAAGCAUUGCAGAGUACGAAAAGAAGCUCUUCAAGCAGCUCGAAGACAUUGUGGUCCUGGUGCGAGGACAGAUGACCAAGCUGAAUCGUGUCACCGUCGGCGCAAUGGUGACCCUGGAUGUCCAUGCCAGAGAUGAGGUGACAAACCUGGUCCAGAAACGAGUGGACUCGCCAGAUGAUUUUGCUUGGCUAUCGCAGCUGCGAUACUACUGGCAGGAUGUUGGCACCUUCACGCUGCCAAACUCCACCAAAGAGAAUGCAAAGAUGGAGUGCAAGGUCUCCAUUGUCAACUCCACGUUGCUCUAUGGCUUUGAAUAUUUGGGCAACUCCCCUCGUUUGGUCAUCACUCCCUUGACGGACAGAUGCUACCGAACCUUGAUGGGUGCGUUCGCUCUGUACUACGGCGGAGCUCCAGAGGGACCGGCUGGAACCGGAAAGACCGAAAGUACAAAGGAUUUGGCCAAGGCUUUGGCGAUCCAGUGUGUGGUCUUCAACUGUAGUGACUCCAUGGACUACUUGCAGCUGGCCAAGUUUUUCAAAGGACUUGCCUCGAGUGGAUCAUGGUGCUGCUUUGAUGAGUUCAAUCGAAUCUCUCUGGAGGUGUUGUCGGUGGUGGCGCAACAGAUUCAGCAGAUCUCACUGGCAAUCAAGCGACGUGUGGACAAGUUCGUCUUCGAGGAGACGGAGAUCAAGCUUGUUCCCACCUGCGCUGUGAACAUCACCAUGAAUCCAGGUUAUGCUGGGCGAUCCGAACUGCCAGACAACUUGAAGGCAUUGUUCCGGCCGUGUGCCAUGAUGGUGCCCAACUAUGCCUUGAUUGCAGAGAUUCGACUGUACAGUUUCGGGUACUCAGAUGCAAAAGUGAUUGGCACGAAGGCAACCAUGGCUUUGAAGCUGUCAUCAGAGCAGCUUUCUCCUCAGCGGCACUACGACUUCGGAAUGCGAGGAUUGAACGCCUUGCUGGUGGCAGGUGGAAACGGCAAGCGAACCUACGGCGACAAAUAUCCAGAAGAUGUCAUUGCCCUGCGAUCCUUCACUGAUGUGAAUCUGCCCAAGUUCACGACAGCAGACCUACCACUGUUCAAGGGUAUCAUUGGAGAUUUGUUCCCAGGGGUGGAGUUGCCCCCCAGCAACGCUGGAAAACUUCUGGCCACAAUCGAUAUGAUUGCGGAGAAGCGCGGAUUGCAACCUACGAAGCCCUUCACAACAAAGGUCAUCCAGCUGUGGGAGACGGUGCUGGUGCGCCACGGUCUCAUGACUGUAGGAAUCCCACCAUGCGGAAAGACGAAUGUGAAGAAUGUCCUCGCUGAAACCCUUGGGGAGCUGGCCGAUGGGGAGGAGAUGGUGCCUGUGACUCAAUAUGUCAUGAACCCCAAAUCGAUUACCCAGGGACAGCUGUACGGAGAGAGCGAUCUCAAUACCCAAGAGUGGACAGAUGGUGUGCUAGCCAUUGCUGUCCGAGAGGCAAUGAAAGCCUUUGGAGAUGGCAAGAGACAGUGGGUUGUCCUUGAUGGCCCUGUCGAUGCCAUUUGGAUCGAGAACAUGAACACGGUGCUGGAUGACAACAAGAAGUUGUGCUUGAACAGUGGAGAGAUCAUCAAACUGUCCACCGUCACGACCAUGCUCUUCGAGGUCAGGGAUUUGGACUAUGCCUCCCCUGCCACUGUGUCCCGAGUAGGAAUUGUUUUCCUGGAACCUGACACAGACCUGGGGUGGAAGCCCAUUGUGGAUUCCUGGCUUUUGACAAUUCCGGACUACCUCAAGGAAGAACACAGGGACCAGCUUUUCUCGCUUUUCAACAACUACUUUGAGGUCAUGCUGGAGUGCACUCACAAAGUCAAGACUCCUUUCCCGGUAUCUGAUGGCUGGCUUUGUUGCAUGGCUACACGAAUGAUGGACGCUUUGAUGUGCGACACAACGGAGAAUUUCUGCAAGCCAGAGGUGAAGAUCCCUGAAGGUGAGGAGCCGGAUGACGACAUGGACCUGGGACAGAACUUCAUGGACCGAGAGAUCAUGAUCUUCCAACUUUUCUGGUUCACCAUGACUUGGACAUGUGGUGCUUGCACCGACACUGAUGGUCGUUUGUUUGUUUGCGACAUUAUCCGAGCUUGCAUGGACAACAAGAAGGACUUGCUCCAGAAAUUCAAUUUUGUUGCAGACUUCACAAAGGUCGACAUCACUGGUGGUGGCUCCAUGCCAUCAGCCCCGCGCAAAGGCUUGCUGCAUGACUCUUUCGUGGAUGCGGUGGAGGGAGGCAAGUGGAAGCCUUGGACUGAGAGGAUUGAAGGCUUCGACAUUCCGAAGGACACACCGUACCACACCAUUGUGGUGCCAACAUCGGAUACGUGCCGAAACCAGUUCCUGAUCCGAACCCUGAUCGAGAAAGGCUACAACAUUCUCAUCAGUGGUCCAACAGGUACUGCCAAGACGGCCUCCAUCCAGGGCAUGUUGCUGCAGGGUUUCAGUGCCGACUCCUAUUCAACCAAUGCUUUUGCCUUCUCUGCACAGACCACUGCCAACCAGACGCAGGAUGUCAUUGACGGCAAGUUGGACAAGCGUAAGAAGGGCACAUUUGGACCACCUCCCAACAAGAAGAUGCUGGUCUUCAUUGAUGAUCUCAACAUGCCCUUCAAGGAAGAGUAUGGUGCCCAGCCGCCCAUUGAGAUUUUGCGUCAGAUGUUCAUCCUGACACCAAUGGGAUAUGGUUGGUACGACCGCAAGGGAUGGGAGUUCCGACAGCUCAUUGACAUCCACAUGCUGGCUGCAAUGUGCCCUCCAGGAGGCGGCAAGAACGAUAUCACAGAUCGUUACUCGCGUUGGUUCAACCUGCUCUUCGUGACUCCCUUCGACGAAGAAAGCUUGAGCCGUAUCUUUGUGACGGUGGUUAACAAGUUCAUGAGUGUCAUGGCACGAGAUGUGCUUGGAGCUGCUCCUGGUGCUGUCACUGCCACCUUGGAGGUCUACAGUACUGUGCUGAAGGAGCUCUUGCCCACACCGGCGAAGUCCCACUACACCUUCAACAUGCGAGACGUGUCCAAGGUCUUCCAGGGAAUUUGUCAGUGCAGCAGAGAGUCCUUGCCCAAGGUCGAUGAUUUGGCCAAGUGUUGGCUGCAUGAGUGUGAGCGAGUCUUCAAAGAUCGAUUGACCACAAGGCAGGACAUGAACUGGUUCACCAACCUGUGCAAGAGAAAUAUGGACAAGCACCUGAAAAGGCCAUAUGACCAAGCUGUGAAGUUGGAGCCUGUGAUCUUUGCAGAUUUCUGUGAUCCCAAGUCAUCAGCAUAUGUGGAAAUGCAGGAUCACGAAAGGCUGGCAGGAAAGGUACAAGAAUGCUUGGAGGAUUACAAUUCUGUAAGCAAGAUUCGCAUGGAUUUGGUGCUGUUCAUGAGCUUCAUCCAGCACAUUUGCCGAGUCAUUCGAGUGCUCCGACUCCCAUUGGGCAAUGCCUUGCUCGUGGGUGUGGGUGGAAGUGGCCGAAAGGCAACAACCACUCUGGCUACAUAUGUUGCACAGUACGAGCUCUUCCAGAUUGAGAUGUCCAAGGGCUAUGGCAUGAACGAGUGGCAUGAAGACAUGAAGCGAAUGCUUAUGAAGAGCGGUUCCCAGGAUAUCAACACGGUGUUCUUGUUCUCGGACACACAGAUUGCCAAGGAAGCGUUCUUGGAGGAGGUGUCAUCCAUUUUGAACACUGGUGAAGUGCCAAACCUGUAUGCCAACGAGGACAGGCUUGAGAUCACAGAAAAGUGCAGCAAGGGUGCAAACGCCGUGGGAAAGAACACCCCUGCUGAGAUCUUUGGAUGGUAUGUAGAGCAGUGCCGCAAGAACUUGCACAUCGUCAUUUGCAUGUCACCCAUUGGCUCAGCUUUCAGAAACCGAUUGCGAAGUUUCCCAAGUUUGGUGAAUUGCUGUACCAUUGACUGGUUCCAUGAGUGGCCUGCAGAUGCCCUGUCAGCCGUCGCCAAUCAGUUCUUGUCCAAGGACAAGGACCUGGACUUUGACGACACCAUUCGCACAAACGUCACAAAGAUCAUGGUGCAAGCACAGCAGUCUGUGUUCAGCCUGUCGGAGAAGUUCUUGGCAGAGGCCAAACGACAUUUCUAUGUAACACCCACCUCCUAUUUGGAGCUGAUCAAUUCCUUCAUCUCGACCCUGAAGGAAAGGCGACAGAUCGUCCAGAAAGGCAAGUGGCGAUAUGACACAGGUCUUGACAAGAUCAACGAUGCCAAAGAACAGGUCUCAGCUCUGCAGAUUGAGCUGAAUGACUUGGAGCCCGUCCUUGAGAAGGCUGCGCAGGAGACAGGGGAGAUGCGAGAACGUGUCGAGGCUCAGCAGGCUGGCGCGGUGGAGAAGAAGGCUGUGGUGGAAGAGGAAGAAGCCAAGGCCAACGUGCAAAAAGCUAACGCAGCUGCGAUCAAGGCUGACUGUGAGAAGGAUCUGGCAGCUGCAUUGCCUGCCUAUGAAGCUGCCCUUGAGGCACUCAGCAAGUUGUCCAAAGGUGAUGUGGGUGAGGUGCGAGGAAUGAAGACCCCACCUGCUGGUGUGGUUCUCACCGCCCAAGCUAUGUGCAUCAUGUUUGAAGUGAAGCCAGUGAAGGUUGCAGCUCCAGAUGGCAAGGGAAAGGUCGAUGAUUACUGGGAGGCGGCAAAGAAGGAGCUGUUGGUGGAUCCUUCUUUGAUCAACAGGAUGGUAAAUUAUGACAAGGACAACAUUCCAGAUUCCGUGAUCAACAAGGUGAAGCCACUGUAUGAUGACCCUGAGUUCGAGCCUGAGAAGAUCAAGAAGGGAUCUUUGGCUGCCAUGGGUAUCUGCAAAUGGGUCCGAGCCAUGGUUGUCUACGACAAAGUGGCCAAAGAGGUGGGUCCUAAGCGGCAGAAGUUGGCACAAGCUGAGGCUGAGGUGGCUGAGGCUGAAGCCACUGUGGCAGCCAAGCAGGCAGAAUUGAAGGAAGUCAUGGAUAUGGUGGCAGACCUCGAAGCACAAUUGCAUGAAGCCAAUGAAAAGGCCAAGGAAUUGCAGAGGAAUCAGAAGGACUGUGCUGCCAAAUUGGCUCGGGCUGAGAAGCUGAUUGACGGCUUGGGCGGAGAGCAAGCUAGCUGGUCAGCCAAGAGCAAGAAGUUGGGUCUCGACUACAACAACCUGACAGGUGAUAUUUUGAUCGCCUCUGGCAUCAUUGCCUACCUGGGAGUGUUCACUGGUGCUUACCGAAAGGAGGCCUGCGAUGGAUGGCUCCAGAAACUGUCGGAUUUGAAGAUCCCAGCCAGCAAGGAGUUCAGCCUGUCGAAGAGUAUCGGCGAUGAAGUGAAGAUCCGGCAGUGGGUCAUUGAUUACUUGCCGAACGAUGCCUUGUCCAUUGACAAUGCGAUCAUCCUGGACAAUUCUAGGCGUUGGCCAUUGAUGAUUGAUCCACAGAUGCAGGCCAACAAGUGGACCAAGAAGAGCAAUCCAGACAUUAAGGCUCUCCGACUGAACAUGCCUUACAUCCGAGAUUUGGAGAACUGCAUCCAGUUUGGCACACCUGUUCUUUUGGAAAACGUGGAAGAGAGCCUUGAUGCCAUCUUGGAUCCAGUCCUUCAGAAGGCAACCUUCAAGCAAGGCACCCUCACCAUGGUGAGGUUGGGAGAUUCGACCAUUGAAUGGUCCAAGGACUUCAAGCUGUACAUCACGACCAAGCUUCCUAAUCCGCACUUCCCGCCUGAAAUCUGCGUGGCAGUCAGUAUCCUGAACUUCAUGGCCACACAGGACGGUCUGCAAGAUCAGAUGCUUGGAAUCGUGGUGGCGGCAGAAGAGCCAGCCACAGAGGAAAAGCGAGUGAAUUUGGUCAUUGAGUCUGCAAAGGCCAAAGCACAGCUCAAAGACUUGGAAGACAAGAUCCUGCAGCUAUUGAGUUCUUCUACAGGCAACAUUCUGGAUGAUGAAGAGCUCAUUGAGACGCUGUCCAGCUCCAAAAUCAUGGGCACCAAGAUUGAGGAGCAGGUGAAGCAACAGGAGAUCACUGCAGUGCAAAUCGCUGAAGUCCGUCAGGUCUACAAGUAUCAUGCUUUGCGCUGUGCUGCUCUGUAUUUCAUCAUCUGCGAUUUGUGCAUCGUGGAUCCCAUGUAUCAGUUCUCCUUGGACUGGUUUAUUGCGAUGUUCAACCAAUCCAUCAGGAUGGCUGAACCAAAGGAAUCGAAAGAGGAGCGAUUCGUGGAGCUAUUCAAUUCCUUCAUUCAGCUGUUGUUCGUCAUGGUUUGCCGCGGCCUUUUUGAGAAAGACAAACUCCUGUAUUCAGUGAUGUUGACGCUGAAGUGCCAAGAGAUGGAGAAAGAACUGAAGCUCAAUGAGGUCAUGGCGCUCCUCACGGGCUUGCCUGGACCUGCCAAGGAGGAGAAGCCCGCUGAUUCAGGAUGGUUGACAAUGGUCAGCUGGAACCGCAUCAACCAGCUGAUGUCUCUGGGCGAUGUCUUCGAUGGCUUUGUGGGUGAGUUCAGUGCCAACAUCAAACUAUGGCAGGAAGUCUUUGACAGCGACACGCCUGCAGAUGUCGAGUGGCCAAACAACUUCAAGCUGAAGUGCUCUCCAAUUCAGAGGGCUCUCUUGCUGUUUGCUCUACGACCAGACAGCACGGUGGGCGCUCUGAUGACUGUGGUGCAGGAGAAGUUGGGUACCUUCUUCCUUGAACCACCGCCAUUGGACUUGGAGGUUUGCUACAAGGACUCAGUUCCGGCCAUUCCGCUCAUCUACAUCCUGGCAUCUGGAAGCGAUCCCAUGGCGGACAUCCAGAAGCUCGCGGAGAUGCUUGACAUGUUGGCAAAGAUCAAUCCUAUCAGUUUGGGUCAGGGUCAAGGUCCAAAGGCCAUCGCAGGGAUCAACGAAGGAUCGCAGUCUGGAAAAUGGGUCUUGCUGCAGAAUUGCCACUUGGCACCCAGCUUCAUGCCAACCUUGGAAUCAAUUGUCGAAAAGUUCGAUCCGGACAGCAUGAAUCAGGUGUGCCUCAACAGUGUUUUGCCACUGCUGCGCUUUGCGCUAGCCUGUCCGUACUUGUCAAGGUUUGUUUUUUGCAAGAAGCAGAACAUUUCUAAGCACAAGAAGGAACAGUUUUGCAAACACGUGCUUGCCCUGUUCUUGUGUUCAACAGCUCUGACUGAGACAGGACUUCCGACUCUGGCUGACAGCGUGUCCAUCUCCUGCGGACUGAAGCAGGCCCUGCUGCGAGCGUACUUGGGCUUUGACGAGGAGUGGUACCUUGGUGCGAGAUCCAUCAUGCAAGGCUGUUUGGUUUGUGCUUUUUCCACGGACUUAUCCUGGAGCGACGUGGUUUCGGCCCGGCAUGAUGCUAAGCUUCUUUCAACGUUUGCUUGUUAG